Spirodela intermedia is the source of this 2927-nucleotide messenger RNA. Lineage: Eukaryota; Viridiplantae; Streptophyta; Magnoliopsida; Alismatales; Araceae. The record is from the annotation of a GenBank genome assembly.
AUGCGGCCUCCCUAUUGCCUAGAGCACAAAUGUCAACGUACACGAUCAGAUGGAAGACUUUGCUUCAAUGAAGGUCAUGGUAAGCCACAAUUAUGCUUGAGGAGUGUUAGUGCCCAGUUCAUUUGGGUAGGAAUCUAGACCGAGAUACUCAAGAACCAAGAUGAAAGUCUUGGACAGAAAUCUCCAACAAAAUUUUUAAAAACCGGCUAUAUAAUUUUGCCGGCUCUCUUGGUAGAAAUGAAUGGAAAGAUCUGGAUAUUUGAUGGUGAUGAGUAUAAGCUGUCGUAUGCAUGCCAUUGAUGUCUUCAAUGAUGUGUAUGAAAAACAAAAUCCAUUUUGCCAUAGCAGAUUGUUCCACAUAGGUGUACCACAGCAUCAUUUUCCUCUGAACUUUUCCUUUGCAGUUGCCAAUAUGGUGAUCGGUGCAAAUUUCUUCACACCACUCAGCAACAACCAAAGGCAAGCACUGUUGGGUUUGGUGUUCAAAACACAUCUCCUUUCCUAAGUAUAAGUCAGCAGAGUCAACAACAAAGGCCCAAUCCUUUUGGGUUUGGAGUGCAGAGUGUAUCACAUUCCGUAGGAAGUCAUUCUCCCAGCCAGCCUCAGGUUUACUGUUGCUUACUUUCAUAAACGCUUGGUUCCUUUGGAGAUUACUUCCCCAUGUCUUUUUUCAAGCUUUAACUUGUUUUCCCUGGUACAGCCAUUCAUAAAUAAAUGGACUCGUUCCUCCUCAGCAGCUGCAAGUACCAAGCCAUCCAAACAGGCUGAUGCUCAAACACAAGGGGCUCAUCAGUGAGUACAAUGUUCAUCCUAUGGAUCUCUGUCAUAGGUUGGAUUUCUCCACAUGAGGAGAGAUUAAUGAUUGAAGGAUCACUAGCUAUUGUGAUGUUUUUUUCUGCCCUAGGUGCACUGAUCCUGAGUCAUGUAGACGCCAAAUUGUCGAGGAUUUUGAACAUGAAAGGCCACUAUGGAAGCUGACGUGCUAUAGCCACAGCAGAGGGUAAAAUUACGACUUGCUAUGUCGCUGUAUUGUUUGUUUUUUAGGUACACUUUUUUUGGCAUGAUCACCGAGCUAGGAAGUUUAUCGUGCAGGAUUUGUUAUCUUAUUUUAAGUAGGUCUAUGUGUCCAUGGUUUUCUGUGGUUAAAGAAGCUUAGCUCCCCUUCUACCUUUCAUGAACUCAUCAAUCAUGCAUGAGCCUUGUCUCUAUUUACUUAAUAAAUUUUACAUUAGCGAUUGUUUUUGCGAAAUCCUGUCCAUUCCUGUGCUUUACAAAAAGCCUUCCCAAAAUGAUAUCUUCAUUUCUUUUUUCAGAAUGCCUUCUGACAUUGUUGGUGAUGUCAGCUACGAAGAACUACGGGCAGCAGCAUAUGAAGAUGCUAGAAAAGGACUAAGUUUGCAGACAAUUGUCAGUAGCGUGGCAUAAUAUAUUUACGUUUAUCCAACGAAAGAAUAAUGCUUUUGCUUAGAUGGAUGAAAAUUUCAUUCAUUGGUUGAUACAGGUUGAAAGAGAGAGAAAUUUGCUCAAUAUCAAGUUGUUGGAGUUUGAUAAUUUGCGGCAGAAACCACAUGUGAUAUUGCAAAGCCCUAUAUCGGCCAGACCAAGCUUUCCCCCGGUCAUCAGCCACAAUGCAACAUCAGUUACUCCCCAAAGUCACACAACCCCUUUUAUCUCUAGUUUUAGUCAACCUGGGGCGUCAGCUAACAUUGGGCCGAUGACUAGGCAAGCUUUUCAUUAAUAACGAAAAUUUGGUCUAGUUUUUUCAACAAGUGAUCAAAUUGUGUGCCUGUCGUUGAGGAAACUUUUCAGGAUGUCAAAGUAUUGAUUUUGGUUUUUUGGAUUUCUUCUUAUUGUUUCAACAUUUAGUUUCAGGCCUGUGUCUCCAGGAAAUAACAAUUUUAGUCAGGCAAGCUCGUUUCAGGUUCAAAACCAAACUUCUAGCGUAUUUGGAAUGAAGUUUGGGCCGUCAGGUUUUGAUUUGUUUCAUGUUUCCUUGCGUUUCUUUCGUACUAUUUCUAAAUACUUUUAUCCUUUCAUAGUUGUAUGGUCUCAUUCUUCUCAGAUCUUUCACUUGGAACUUCACUGCCCACUCAAGCCAGCCAAUUCUCCCUCCCAGUUCAACCAAUGCAGAAUUCAAACAAUUCAACUUUCCGCUUGCCUGGUCGUCCUGAUGAUCAAACAAUUACUGGGAAUGUAGUCAGUCAACCAUUAGCAUCUGGCCCUCCAGUGUAAGUCUGCAAAAUUCAUGCACGGUUUCAGCUAUGCGACACCCUGCAAAAUAACUCAAGUCUCUUCCAAGUGCUAGAUGCAAAAUAUGAUGUUACUUAUCCCUGUUCAGUAAAUUUGACACCUUCAAUCUAAUGAAGCACAGUUAGUAGAAUUCCUAGAUAGUUUGCAAGGGUUCACUGUUGCAAAAUUAAUUUUCUUGUUUAAUUGUCAAAUUUCGUAUCUUGUGAGCCUAAUUACUUUUUUUCUGACGAACCGUGCUUCCUCUAUUGCGUGGUGUGCUUCUCAUACAUCUGUUUGUGUUUGUGGAUAGUUUGUAAAGGUUAAUUAUGGAAAAAAUAAUUUAUCCCUUUGAUGUCAAAUUCUAUAUCUUAUGACUCUAGUCACUUUUUCCCUGUUGAACACGCUUCCUCUAUUGCAUGGUGUGAUUCUCACUAAAUGCGGAUUUUUUUCAUAUUUUAUGAAAUAAUAUAAUCUCUUUUUCAAUUGCAGAGAGAGCAAACAAGAAAUCAAUGCUGAAGAUUGUGCUAUCUGGUUGAAGAAGGAAUGGGAAAUUGGAGAGGCAAGCUUUUAUAUUUUUGGAUUUCAAUGUCUUUUUCCUUGCACUUCCCAUUCAGUUUGUUUACAUCUUCUGUAGAAACUUUUAUUAUUAUUUUAGAAUUUUUAUACCUUCCCGUCUUUGGAAGAAGAGGGGGUGCUGA